Messenger RNA from Vidua chalybeata, 850 nucleotides. RefSeq names its product small integral membrane protein 29 (gene SMIM29). NCBI's taxonomy places the organism in Eukaryota, Metazoa, Chordata, Aves, Passeriformes, Viduidae. The record is from RefSeq and is a predicted model, not a curated record. The transcript is spliced from 5 exons. The coding region runs from base 238 to 543 and encodes 101 amino acids.
CACAGCCCAGUGCGGGGGUCCCUCCUGUCCUUCCGCUGGUGGAGGCGGAUCGCCCCCCCCCAGCCCCAGCUCUGCAGGGCGGGGGGUGCGGGGUGAGAACCCCCCCGCCCCCGCCACGGGGUGAUACCGGGCGGGGGAUCAUUACCGGGUAGUUGGUUAUUACCGGGCGGGAGAGCUCCCGUCCGUGGGGCCGGACAGGCGCGUCCCCCCCAUGCGGGCAGGAGCCGGCGCUGGGCCAUGAGCAACGCCACGGCCCCCACGGCCCCGGGCGCGGCGGGGGACUCGCUGGUGGGCUCCGUGCUGGGGCCCUUCCUCCUCCUCACCCUCCUCGGCGCCCUCCUGGCCGCGGUGAUGUACGUCAAGAAGAAGCGCAGGUCCGACCGGCUGCGGCACCGGCUGCUGCCCAUGUACAGCUACGACCCGGCUGAGGAGCCGCCCGAGUCGGAGCAGGAGCUGCUGGUGGAGGCUGAGGAGGCUCAGGUGGUGCCCAGCUGGGGGGGUUCCUCACCCCCUUGGCCCCCGCGCAGGGACUGGAGGGCCUGACUCUGCCUGGAGCUCCAGGACAGGAUCCUGGCUGCGGGAGGGAAGAGAGGACAGGGGCAGCACUGGUUCCAUCAGCCAGAACGGGCAGGACGUGCCCAUGGUGGUGCCACCACUGGGAUGGGACAUCUCCUACCUCAGUGCCUGGUUUUGCCUUUUUCUUUUUAUUUUUUUUUUUUUUGCUUGAACUGCUCCAGCAGCCCCUUGGAAAGCCCAGGAGGGUCCAGUGGGGCUGGCAGGGAGCAGCAGGCUCUGCUGGCACGGGAUGCCUGGGGGAAGAUGGGGUAAAUAAAUGUGUCUCUGCCUUGGC